Myotis brandtii (Brandt's bat) is the source of this 2275-nucleotide messenger RNA. RefSeq names its product lysophosphatidic acid receptor 6 (gene LPAR6). Bases 658 to 1692 code for a protein of 344 amino acids. The record is from RefSeq and is a predicted model, not a curated record. Gene Ontology annotation, molecular function: lysophosphatidic acid receptor activity. The transcript has a single exon. Gene Ontology annotation, biological process: positive regulation of Rho protein signal transduction; phospholipase C-activating G protein-coupled receptor signaling pathway. NCBI's taxonomy places the organism in Eukaryota, Metazoa, Chordata, Mammalia, Chiroptera, Vespertilionidae. Gene Ontology annotation, cellular component: membrane.
ACAGAGAAAAAGACCUCGUUCAGCAAGAGCGAACACGCUUAGGAAUUUAUUUCGGAGCAUUUAAAAGACUCUUCUGUUUACCACCACUUGGGAUCCACUACCGGAAUAACAAAAAGGAAAACUUCAUUUUAAAAAAGCAAGAAGUAAAUGAGACCAAAUUGUGAAUGUUUAAGUCUCUGAAAGUCUGCAUUGAAAAGCAAAAUAAAAUUGCUAACUUUAGCUUAAACAUUCUGGAGCACAAAGAAACCUGAAUUUUGGAAUAUCAUCCAGACUACUAAAAUACAAGUUUGCCGGACAAGUCGACUUAUUUCAUCUUAGAACACGGCGUUUCUUUACCAUCUACAAUCCAAUGGAUUGGCUUCACUGACUGCAUUUUUUAAAGGUUGCUCAUCGGUUAACAAGCCCUGGAUUCAAAGAUUUUUUGGACACUAGAAAAUGAGACUAUUUUCCUGUUGAGGAACCAAGUGCAAGCUUUACAGCAACAAAUUUCAUGUUUCUUUUGGAGAUUCUGGAGAGAAAGGAAAUAUUUGUAAGACCACCCAAAGAUCCGAAGAAUUUGCAAAUACACUGGGUUUUUUUUAAGUGGUCAAAAUCUGAAUACCAAAGGAGCCUGCUGCCCAAAGGACUUCAACACAGUAAGCUGACCGUGCCUUUAGAAUGGUAAGCAAUAACAGCUCCCAAUGCUCCUAUGAUGACUCCUUUAAGUACACUUUGUAUGGGUGCAUGUUUAGUAUGGUGUUUGUGCUUGGGUUAAUAUCCAACUGUGUUGCCAUAUACAUUUUCAUUUGUACCCUCAAAGUGCGAAAUGAAACUACAACUUACAUGAUUAACUUGGCAAUGUCAGACUUGCUUUUCGUUUUUACUCUACCCUUCAGGAUUUUUUACUUUGCAACACGGAAUUGGCCAUUUGGAGAUUUACUUUGUAAAAUUUCAGUGAUGCUGUUUUAUACCAACAUGUAUGGAAGCAUUCUGUUCUUAACCUGCAUUAGUGUAGAUCGAUUUCUGGCAAUUGUCUACCCAUUUAAGUCAAAGACCCUAAGAACCAAACGAAAUGCAAAAAUCGUUUGCAUUGCUGUGUGGUUAACUGUGAUGGGAGGAAGUGCACCAGCAGUUUUUUUUCAGUCUACCCACUCUCGGGGUAACAAUACCUCAGAAGCCUGCUUUGAAAAUUUUCCUGAUGACACAUGGAAAACUUAUCUCUCACGGAUUGUAAUUUUCAUUGAAAUAGUUGGAUUCUUUAUUCCUCUAAUUUUAAAUGUAACUUGUUCUAGUAUGGUGCUAAGAACUUUAAAUAAACCUAUUACCCUAAGUAGAAGUAAAAUAAACAAAACUAAAGUUUUAAGAAUGAUUUUUGUACAUUUGGUCAUAUUUUGUUUCUGUUUUGUGCCUUAUAAUAUUAACCUUAUUUUAUAUUCUCUUAUGAGAACACAGAUAUUUGUUAACUGCUCAGCAGUGACAGCAGUAAGGACCAUGUACCCAAUCACUCUCUGCAUUGCUGUUUCAAACUGCUGCUUUGACCCAAUAGUUUACUACUUCACGUCAGACACAAUUCAGAAUUCUAUAAAAAUGAAAAACUGGUCUACUAGGAGAAAUGACUCAAGAUGCUCUGAAGUUCAAGGCACAGAAAACUUUAUUCAUCAUAACCUAGAAACCUUAAAAACUAAGAUAUUUGACAGUGAAUCUACAAUAUAAGCUGCCUGGAAUAAAACCACUGGAACUUCACUGGGACAGAACCUCCAAGUUCCUUCAACUGUGAAAAGUUUUCUUGAACCUCAAAAAGAAAAUGAGCAUGUGGACAUUUUAAAGUUUUUAGUAUUAAAAAAAGUUGUAUUCAAUGUGUUAAGCAUUCAAAUGUAUUCUAUUCUUGUAUACACUCCAAUUUAUUUUUCUUAGCCAUUUUUGAUUUGUACCUUCCUCUUCAUUAAAAAAAUCCCUUAAAAAGUUGUUCAAAGUCUAAAAGUGAUUAUGAUUUAAAUCAUGUGGUGAGCAUCUGUACUGUCUUUGAAGUUUUUAGUAAUUUUAUACUAAGUGAUUUACAAAUAUUAAAUGUUUUGUUUAAGUGAUAUUUUAUUCAACAUAUAUCUAAUUUGUUUCAUCUAAAUUGAAACUACUAAUCAUGUUUCUUAUACUAUAAUAACAUAAAUGAGAACAGAGGGUAAUUUAAAAUAAUAAGUGUUUUUGGAGUAUUUUUCCAAAAAGUAGCUAAAAAUGACUUCCGUAGAAUAAUAGAUACUAUUUGAGGAUCUUGAGCAGUUACACUUAAAGAUAACAUUAA